AUUGUUAUCAGCAUGGAGUGGGUAAACUCACCGUUGUAUAAACACAAAAAAUGUACUUAAUGCCUUUAUCAGUCGUUUUUAUCUGUCACAGCCUUGAUUACACAAAGAAUGAACUAUGCUCGUAUUCCUUGUCUUCCUGUCAUACGCGAAAAUCGGCGAAGGCAUCAGGCACGCUUGCAUUUACAGGAAUUUUUAUAUAAACUGUAACAAGGCCGGGUUGACAGCGCUGCCCAAAAUUGAAACUACCGUGUCGGAAGCUGUUUUUAGUAAUAAUGGUGUGACAACGCUGACCGGUGUUUUGUAUGAUAAUGUCGAAAUUUUGGAUGUAUCAGGUAACAGAAUUAGGACAUUGAAUUGGACAUCGACAGGGCUGACGCAUUUCAAUAUUUCGAGAAACCCGCUGUGGAAGGUGACCCGCUUGGAUGCGCCAAACCUUAAAGAAAUCGACUUGUCGAGCUGCGGCCUGAGCAUGUUGAAUGAGAAUUUCUUCAAUGGAACGCCGAGCCUUGUUGAACUCCAUGUGAGCAAUAACCCGCUAAAGAAAAUCGUCGACAACAAUCUGCACAUCCUGAUCGCUAACAACUGCCGUCUAACUGGCAUUCCGUUCAUGCCACAAGUGCAUACUGUAGAAGUAUCGGGUAAUCCGUAUCUCACAUCAAUCCUCACGACGAGCUCGAUGAAAGUCAUAAAAGCUUCUAACUGCAAACUCUCGUCAAUCCAUCUUAACUCUGCCCUGAGCUAUUUGGACAUUUCUAGAAAUGAGAUAAGUGAGCUUAAAUUAAACGACAACAUCGAAGUCUUAAUCGCUUCCUGGAAUUUUUUAAGAAGUAUAGACUUAGACAAAGACACGUUGAAAACAGUUGACCUGUCAAACAACGUACUUAAUAGGAUAAGUGUAAAAUUGCCUUCCCUCGAGAGUUUGGACCUUGCGAAAAACCCAAUAAUAGAAUUGAGGGUUUUGUGCAAUUCCUGCCACCUAGACUGUUCGUUCUGCCAAGUGAAAACAUAUUCAUUUUACAGGGUGAAAUUUUUAAAUUUAUCUUAUAACAAUUUAGAAACUGUCGAACUGGGCAAUGUCGAAUCUGUUGACUUGAGACAUAAUCUUAUUAAAGAGUUUUCAAGCGACGCUGAUUUCUUUGAUUUGAGACACAACGUACUAAGAGAUGUGGAAAAAGUCAGCGUAACAGGUGUAGGGUAUGUAGGCGGGAACCCAUGGCCCUGUCAUUGUGAUACACUGAAGCGGCUCAGGCCGGCUUCGAAGGACGUAAAGCUCUGCGAGCUAGCAUGGGAUGAUUGUUACGCAAAGGUGAAGAAAAAGGGCAAUCUUCAGCCGUUCGUCAUCGGCUUCGUUGUCCUGGUCGUACUCGUCCUUCUGAUUUACAUCAUCAGAGUGAGAUUUAAAAUAAUACGAAACAGAGCUCGCGAUGAGGUGACGCAUGAAGAAAUCACGACCAUCAACAGAGCCGAUCCGGCUGACGAACUGCCCAGCUACGAGCAAGCCCUCCGCAUGGCCAAGCCGGACUGGACCUCAAGGGAAAGUUUACGCAGUAGCAGAGAUGAAAGACAAAACUGACAAUCGUCAAUUUAUUAUAUUAUAAAUAUUGCCUACACAUAAUUUUUCUACCUUAGAAAAAGAAUAAAAGAAAUGCAGCAAUAACUUCCUAAAAUCAUAUAUUGAAUUAUAUAUAUACAUACAUACGCAUUCCUUAUACAUUAUAUUAAUAUAUUUGAGUCGAAUAUAAUUCGUAUGACAUGCAUACAACUUUCUGUAGAAAUACAAUACUUAUGUACACAUUAUGAAAUACAGUUUAAUACAAAGUAUAGAACACACAUGUACAAAUGUAAACAUAAACAAAUUAAUUGUAUAAAUUAUGACUAUAUGCUCAUACUCAAAUGUGUAUGUAUGCGAGCAUAUAUUAUUUUGUUUUAUGAAUUAUAUAUUUUUCAUAAUAGUGCAUCACAUCACACACUAUUACUCAAAUAACACACACAAGUGUAUGUAUGAAUAUACAUAUAAACGUGUAUAUACUUAGACACAUGCUGUGUAUGUGUGCAGCAUCACACAUUAGCUUUACUUUACUUCCUAGCUUUUAUAUCUUUUAUAAAUAUAAUUAUCAAUUAUAAUUAUUGUUUUAAUUCACUAACUAGGCGGGUUUUUAUAUUUUCAGUCUGACAAAAAUAUUUUAUUAUUUGGCAUAGGCCUUUCUCACAUUCUGCUUCAUAUUUUCUCAGGUCUGGAUAUUCUUUAAUCCAAAGUUUAUGAUUAAAAAAAAAAAGAAGAGGAAGACUUAUAUAAUUUAAAAUUAAGUAAAAAAAAAGACAGUCUCAAAGAUGCUUUUAUUAAAUUAUAAUUAGUUAAGUAUGUACAAACUGGAAUGGAUUUUAUUAAUAAUAAAAUAAAAAAUUCACCGAUUGAA
Molecule: messenger RNA, 2417 nt
Organism: Cimex lectularius (bed bug)
Lineage: Eukaryota; Metazoa; Arthropoda; Insecta; Hemiptera; Cimicidae
Exons: 3
Coding region: 116-1573 (485 amino acids)
Molecular function (GO): protein binding
Source: RefSeq, a predicted model, not a curated record